This is a messenger RNA of Leptopilina heterotoma, 1045 nucleotides long. It is a transcript of the gene Rbp1, whose product is annotated as RNA-binding protein 1. Gene Ontology annotation, molecular function: RNA binding. The transcript is spliced from 7 exons. The record is from RefSeq and is a predicted model, not a curated record. The coding region runs from base 168 to 656 and encodes 162 amino acids. Lineage: Eukaryota; Metazoa; Arthropoda; Insecta; Hymenoptera; Figitidae. Gene Ontology annotation, biological process: mRNA splicing, via spliceosome. Gene Ontology annotation, cellular component: nuclear speck.
UUGACAGCUUUCUAAAAAGGACUUGAGCGGCACAGGCGCUUGUCUUUGACGCCAUUUUGAUUUCACAAAAAUUUUGUGUGUGCCAAGAGGAGAAGCCAACUUUCGUUUGCAAAGUAGUUUUGCAAAAAUACUAAAUUAGUUCUUGACAGCUAAUUCAAUAAAAAAUAAUGGCACGUUAUCGUGAAUGGGAUUUAUCUUGCAAGGUUUAUGUCGGAAAUCUGGGAAGUAAUGCCAGUAAGCACGAAAUUGAAAGUGCAUUCAGUAAAUACGGUCCAUUGAGAAAUGUCUGGGUUGCAAGAAAUCCACCCGGAUUCGCUUUCGUCGAAUUCGAUGAUCCCAGAGAUGCUGAGGACGCAGUUAGAGGACUAGACGGAACCCGCUGUUUCGGAACAAGAGUACGAGUGGAAAUGUCUUCAGGCAGAAGUCGUCGUGGUGGCGGUGGACGUAGACCUGGUCCUCGAUAUUCUUCAAGGUCCAGAUCUCGGAGUCCAGGAAGAAAAGGUGGCCGGUUCCAGAGAUCCUAUUCAAAGAGUCCAAGGAGAUCAUCGAAUAGUCGCUACUCGAGGUCUCGCUCACGGUCGCCACGUAGGAGAUCUCUGACUAGAAGCCGAAGCCGAGAUCGUCGCUCCCGAUCAGACUCCCGUGACAGACGUUAAGGUGAUAAGAAACGGAAAUAUGACAAGAGGACAGACGUGAAGAACAGCGAAAAAUGUUUUUAUUGUAUAUAAAAAAAAAGAUGAAAAGAUCUUUAAACUUGAACAAGCGAAACAGUUGAUUAUAAUAAUUAGUGAAAAAUGGUACACAAUUACAGAAAAAAAAAUACACUUGCAUAGAAUUAAGAAAAUGUCUUAUACGUUUAAGUGAUAAUAGCAUAAUGAUAUUCCAUUUUUCACUUGAAAUUGUUUCUGGAAACUAUCCAUUUGGACGAUAAAAGAAAUGAUUAUUUGUGAAACUCAUCGUUUUAAAAAUCUAUAAUCAAAGUUUCGAUAAUUGUGGUGUUUUUUCUUAAGAAAAAAUAUAUUUCUUAAUCGUAUUAUAAAGUUUA